UGAAUGGCGGAUGGACACACUGAAUGCGAGCUUCCCUGGUCCUCCUUCCUCCGCGACGAAGAGCCACUUCCCAGCGGCCGACGGCGUGAGCGAAGCACUAGCCCAGCAGCACGCGCGGGGCGACGGUUGGGCCGCGCUGUGAUGCCCGGUGGAAGUCUGGUUCUUUUUUUUCCUUCAUGGUGGACUUCUUUUUCUCCCCCGGACAGUGAAGUGAAUGACCCGGUGGUGCUGGGCACAGCAUUAUGGCUCAGACGCUACAGAUGGCGAUCCCCAACUUUGGCAACAACGUCCUGGAGUGUCUGAAUGAGCAGCGUCUGCAGGGCCUCUACUGUGACGUCUCUGUGGUGGUCAAGGGACACGCCUUUAAGGCGCAUCGCGCUGUGCUGGCCGCCAGCUCCUCGUACUUCCGGGACCUGUUCAAUGCCGGGGGGAAGAGCUCCGUGGUGGAGCUGCCGCCCGCCGUGCAGCCGCAGAGCUUCCAGCAGAUUCUGGCCUUCUGCUACACGGGCCGCCUCAGCAUGAAUGUGGGCGACCAGUUCCUGCUCAUGUACACGGCCGGCUUCCUCCAGAUCCAACAGAUCAUGGAGAAGGGCACAGAGUUUUUCCUCAAGGUCUCGUCCCCGAGCUGUGACUCACAGGGUCUCCACACAGAGGAGACCGAGCCUCAGAGUCCGGUCACGCCGACGGUGGGAGGGGCCAGCGGCACCUUGGCUUCCACCAGACCCGCCUCUUGUUUGACGCCCCUCCCUCUCAUGUCCAAGGUGAAGACGGAACAGACGGCCACCACACCUCAGCCUCAACAGACGGAGGGAUUCCCCUACUCAGUGGUCUGCGUCCCGGUGGCCAAGCGACUGUGGGAGGGGGGCAAUCGUGACGGGGGAGGCACUUCUGGAGCGGGGGCCGGCCAGAGGAAGGCUCCUCGCUACUCUUCUUCGUCCUCGUUCUCCACCAACGCUACCCAGGAGGCCUCUGGGCGGGGAGCUCCGCCUUCCAGCGCCCCCUCGAUGUUGGCCGGUGGCGGUGGAGUCGCCAGUAACCACAAUAACAACAACAACAACAGCAGCAGCACCAACAACACCAACAAUCAUAAUGGCGGGACCCCUGAAGGGACGAGUCCAGGCACGUUCAGCCUGUACACCAGCGACUCGCCCAUCAGUUACCACGACGACGAGGAAGAAGACGAGAUAGCAGACGAGAGCGCCGAAGAGCAGUACAGACAAAUCUGCAACAUAUACACCAUGUACAGCAUGCUUAAUGCCAACACCCCAGUGACCGGGGAGAAGGUGGAGGCUCUGCCAGACGCCCCCCCGGACUCGGGCGCCGGCCGCGGGGGCAGAGGCGGACGGGCCCGACAGGAGCUGGCGUCCCUGCCGUCCGAGCUCAUCAGCCAGAUCGGCAACCGCUGCCACCCGAAGCUCUACGAGGAGGGCGACCCCGCCGAGAAGCUGGAGCUGGUGAGCGGCACCUCCGUGUUCAUCUCACGCGCCCAGCUCAUGAACUGUCACGUCAGCGCCGGCACCCGCCACAAAGUUCUGCUGAGGCGACUGCUAGCCGCCUUCUUUGACAGGAGCACCCUGGCUAACAGUUGCGGGACCGGCAUUCGCUCGUCCACCAACGACCCGAGUCGCAAGCCGCUGGACAACCGAGUGCUGCACGCCGUCAAAUUUUACUGUCAGAACUUCGCGCCGAGCUUCAGGGAAAGCGAGAUGAAUGCCAUCGCCGCCGACAUGUGCACCAACGCCCGCCGCGUGGUCCGCAAGAGCUGGAUCCCCAAACUCAAACUCCUGAUGGCCGACAGCGACGCCUACUCCACCUUCCUGGCCGACAACGGCAAGGUGGAGGCCGACGGGACGGGCGCGGAGCAAGGCUUCGACCCGGCCUCCUUGGACGCCGCCAGCAGUACCGACGGGGCCGGCGGAGCGACGGCGGCGGACGCCCUCCAGGGGGCGGGAGGAGACGGCAGCACUUUGUUUUGAGUGAGUGAGCGGACCGACGUUUGGACGGACGGAGGUUCUCGCUGCCUCCGUCUGUUUCCUUUUUAUCUUCUCUCUGCUUUUACCUUACGUUUGCUCGCUUGCCUCAGUGUUACUCCUCCCCAGGAGGAGGUGGAGCCCCCCCUCUUUCGUCCUCCUGCAUGUCGUGUCGUUGAGCGUCCUCUCCCGCCAAAAUUAAAUCUGACAUUCCUGGGAGAGGCGUGGCCAAAUCACAUGUUGACAGUGUUGCUGUCACACUGAAUGUACGAUCAGGGGGAGGGAGGGUCAAACGAGGUCAGGUGAUCAAUCAUGUCGAUCAGCCCCCCCCCAAAAAAAACGUUUGUUUACUUUUCUUUUGCAACAACUUAAAUGUGUACUCUGCGGGAGUACAAACUUCCUGUCGUUUGAGAGCCAAUCAGCAAAGCAUAAAAAUGUCAAAAAAAUCUUCCUUAAAGAGCUGACUUGGGGUCAGAUGGAAAGGUCCCAACUUUUUUUGGGGGGGUGACGUUAGUUAUCCUUUAAAGAUCUUGGAUAUACCGUAUUUUCCGGACUAUAGAGCGCACCGGCUUGUAAGCCGCAUCCGGUAAAUUUGAGAAGAAAACAAAUAUUUUUCCAUGUAUAAGCGUUGUGAAAUGAGUUAUUUACAUGGAAAUGUUUAUUUACAUACCUUAAUUGUUUCCAAACGGUGUCUGUAAGACGGCAGUAAAACGGCCGAUCAAACAAAACAGAAGUCAUCGUCAUGGACCCACUAACUUUCCAAUCAGCUAAACUUCACAGUGACGUUUUGGUGAAUUAACCGAGGAGUUUGUGGAAUUGAAACAAUACAUAAAGAAUCGCAAGUUGAAGGUACUAACACACUUAGCAUUUUAGCUCAUGCUAACGACGCUAGCUCCAUUACACUAUGACAGCACGUACAAACAUGCAUGAAAACACUCCUACAGACAUCACACAUGGGACGGUUUAGUAAGUAAGAAUUGUUUUAGUUGUAUUGUAAAACUUACAAACGUUGCUUGUACGAGUAGAAAUGCUACGGACGACACUUGUGCUUACGGUUGAAAGCGCAGUCUGAAACUGAAGGGCUAUGCAGCAAGGCAGCACCCGUCAAAAAGAUGGCAUUUUAGCACAAACAAUAACACACGUUUUCAGUGUCUAUGCUUGUUUUUUUUAAAGCAAAGAAAAAUCCAUACAUUUGCUGCACCGUUGUACAAGCCGCAGGGUACAAAGCGUGGGAAAAAGCGGCUUGUAGUCUGGAAUUUAAGGUAAUCUUUGUUUUUUUUCCAAACGGUGUCUGUAAGACUGCAGUAAAACGGCCGAUCAAAACAAAACGGAAGUCAUCGUCAUGGACCCACUAGCUUUCCAAUCAGCUAAACUUCACGGUGACGUUUUGGCGAAUUAACCGAGGAGUUUGUGGAAUUGAAACGAUAACAAAAAGAACCGUAAAUUGAAAGUACGAACACAGACACGUUAGCAUUUUAGCCCAUGCUAACGACGCUAGCUCCAUUACAUUAUGACAGCACAUACAAACAUGCAUGAAAACAUUCCUACAGACAUCACACAUGGGACGGUUUAGUAAGUAAGAAUUGUUUUAGUUGUAUUGUAAAACUUACAAACGUUGCUUGUACGAGUAGAAAUGCUACGGACGACACUUGUGCUUACGGUUGAAAGCGCAGUCUGAAACUGAAGGGCUAUGCAGCAAGGCAGCACCCGUCCAAAAGAUGGCGCCUUAGCACAAACAAUAACACACAUUUUCAGUGUCUAUGCUUGUUUUUUUAAAACAAAGAAAAAUCCAUACAUUUGCUGCACCGUUGUAUAAACCGCAGGGUGCAAAGCAGCUUGUAGUCCGGAAUUUAAGGUAAUCUUUGUUUUUUUUCCAAACGGUGUCUGUAAGACGGCAGUAAAACGGCCGAUCAAAACAAAACGGAAGUCAUCGUCAUGGACCCGCUAGCUUUCCAAUCAGCUAAACUUCACGGUGACGUUUUGGCGAAUUAACCGAGGAGUUUGUGGAAUUGAAACGAUAACAAAAAGAACCGUAAAUUGAAGGUACUAACACAGACACGUUAGCAUUUUAGCCCAUGCUAACGACGCUAGCUCCAUUACAUUAUGACAGCACGUACAAACAUGCAUGAAAACACUCCUACAGACAUCACACAUGGGACGGUUUAGUAAGUAAGAAUUGUUUUAGUUGUAUUGUAAAACUUACAAACGUUGCUUGUACGAGUAGAAAUGCUACGGACGACACUUGUGCUUACGGUUGAAAGCGCAGUCUGAAACUGAAGGGCUAUGCAGCAAGGCAGCACCCGUCCAAAAGAUGGUGCCUUAGCACAAACAAUAACACACGUUUUCAGUGUCUAUGCUUGUUUUUUUUAAAGCAAAGAAAAAUCCAUACAUUUGCUGCACCGUUGUAUAAACCGCAGGGUGCAAAGCGUGGGAAAAAGCCGCUUGUAGUCCGGAAUUUAAGGUAAUCUUUGUUUUUUUUCCCAAACGGUGUCUGUAAGACUGCAGUAAAACGGCCGAUCAAAACAAAACGGAAGUCAUCGUCAUGGACCCACUAGCUUUCCAAUCAGCUAAACUUCACGGUGACGUUUUGGCGAAUUAACCGAGGAGUUUGUGGAAUUGAAACGAUAACAAAAAGAACCGUAAAUUGAAAGUACUAACACAGACACGUUAGCAUUUUAGCCCAUGCUAACGACGCUAGCUCCAUUACAUUAUGACAGCACGUACAAACAUGCAUGAAAACACUCCUACAGACAUCACACAUGGGACGGUUUAGUAAGUAAGAAUUGUUUUAGUUGUAUUGUAAAACUUACAAACGUUGCUUGUACGAGUAGAAAUGCUACGGACGACACUUGUGCUUACGGUUGAAAGCGCAGUCUGAAACUGAAGGGCUAUGCAGCAAGGCAGCACCCGUCCAAAAGAUGGCGCCUUAGCACAAACAAUAACACACGUUUUCAGUGUCUAUGCUUGUUUUUUUAAAGCAAAGAAAAAUCCAUACAUUUGCUGCACCGUUGUAUAAACCGCAGGGUGCAAAGCGUGGGAAAAAGCAGCUUGUAGUCCGGAAUUUAAGGUAAUCUUUGUUUUUUUUCCCAAACGGUGUCUGUAAGACUGCAGUAAAACGGCAGAUCAAACAAAACGGAAGUCAUCGUCAUGGACCCGCUAGCUUUCCAAUCAGCUAAACUUCACGUUGACGUUUUGGCGAAUUAACCGAGGAGUUUGUGAAAUUGAAACGAUAACAAAAAGAAUCGUGAGUUGAAGGUACUAACACAGACACUCGUAGACAUGUUAGCAUUUUAGCUAAGGCUAACGACAGCACGUACACACAUGCAUGGAAACACUCCUACAGACAUCCCACAUGGGACGGUUUAGUAAGCUUGGAGACUCCAUACGAGUAGAAAUGGUACGGACGACACUUGUGCUUACGGUUGAAAGCGCAGUCUGAAACUGAAGGGUUAUGCAGCAAGGCAGCACCCGUCCAAAAGAUGGCACAAACAAUAACACACAUUUUCAGUGUCUUUGCUUAUUGUUGUUUUUAAAGCAAAGAAAAAUCCAAAAAUUUGCUGCACCGUUGUAUUAGCCGCAGGGAGCAAAGCGUAGGAAAAAAGAGGCUCGUAGUCCGGAAUUUAGGGUAAUCCUUUAGAUUUCUAAAUCAAUGUUUGCAGCACAAAUUCAAUUAUAAACAAACAAAAAAAAAACAGGCAGCUUUUGUUCAAGGAGGCGUUUGGUUGUGAUUAGAAAUGUUUCUGACUCGCUAUUAUUACAAACUUUAAAACGUGACAAAACUUUAUAAAUAUUUGGACGGUUAACGUCCGAGCACCUUAUCGUCGGGGGUGGCUUCCCGGGUGUUGCUGUCUAGCGCGGGGACUGUUAAGCAUCUCUCGUGCGGUAAAACUGUCAAAGCGAGCCGAACAGUGGAAUCACGGAGUUGAACCCCCCACCGCUUAAGCUUUCAUGCGCCUGCCAAUCGAGACCAUGUUUUUUUAUUAUUAUUAAUCUAUAAGCCAGUGUUAUUUAAAAACAAUCUUUGAGGAAAGGUGUUUACAAUUGUUUUUAUAUAUUUAAAUGUGAUUUGAGAAAGGCUUUAAGGAACCUGAGCAGGAAGUUGUUCUGUGAACACAUGGUACAAUUCACUGUAAGUUUAUUUGGCCCUUUUUCACACAGAGAUCCCGAGUCAGCACGUUUCCAUGCUCUAAAUUAGUCCGAUUUCGCAAAUAAUUUGGCUGGAAAUGAGCUUUCUGCGACACAUAACAACACCAUUUGGCUUUAAAACACAUGAAAAUAUUAGCAACACCAUCAAACAGCAGUGCAACGUUGUAGUACCUACUAGCACAGGGGUGUCCGGAAUUUUUUUUUAAGGAUUCUGCGGCUUUUUUUUAUACAUUUCAAAGCCAAUACAAUUUUUUUUUUUUUAUGAAAAAAGUAUUUAUUAGAGAUGUCCGAUAUCGGCCUGCUGAUAUUAUCAGCCGGUAAAUGCUUUAAAAUGUAAUAUCGGAAAUUAUCGACAUCGUUUUUUUUUUUUUAUUAUCGAUAUCUUUUUUUUCUUAUUUUUUAAAAAUUAAAUCAACAUAAAAAACAAGAUACACUUACAAUCAGUGCACCAGCCCAAAAAACCUCCCUCCCCCAUUUACACUCAUUCACACAAAAGGGUUGUUUCUUUCUGUCAUUAAUAUUGUGGUUCCUACAUUAUAUAUCAAUAUAUAUCAAUACAGUCUGCAAGGGAUAAAGUCCGUAAGCACACAUGAUUGUGCGUGCUGCUGGUCCACUAAUAGUACUAACCUUUAACACUUAAUUUUACUCAUAUUCAUUAAUUACUAGUUUCUAUGUAACUGUUUUACUUUCUUUUUUAUUCAAGAAAAUGUUUUUAAUUUAUCUUAUUUUAUUGUAUUUUUUUUUUUUUUAAAAGGACCUUAUCUUCACCAUACCUGGUUGUCCAAAUUAGGCAUAAUAAUGUGUUAAUUCCACGAUUUUAUAUAUCGUAUCGGUUGAUAUCGGUAUCGGUAAUUAAGAGUUGGACAAUAUCGGAUAUCGGCAAAAAGCCAUUAUCGGACAUCCCUAGUUUUUAUGUCAGCUUUGUGUUUUUAUUACAGGUGCAAUAUUGGAUAUAAGUAUUGCAUCGAAAUGAGGAAAUAUGACGUAAGGCGGUGUUUUUCAACCACGGUGCCGCGGCACACUAGUGUACUGUGAGAUACAGUCUGGUGUGCCGUGGGAGAUGAUGUAAUUUCACCUAUUUGGGUUAAAAAUAUUUUUUGCAAACCAGUAAUUAUAGUCUGCAAAUGAUGUGUUGUUGUUGAGUGUCGGUGCUGUCUGGAGCUCGGCAGAGUAACCGUGUAAUACUCUUCCAUACCAGUAGGUGGCGGCAGGUAGCUAAUUGCUUUGUAGAUGUCGGGAACAGCGGGAGGCAGUGUGCAGGUAAAAAGAUGUCUAAUGCUUAAACCAAAAAUUAAAAAAAGGCGAGUGCCGCUAAGAAAAGGCAUUGAAGCUUAGGGAAGGCUAUGCGGAACGAAACUAAAACUGAACUGGCUACAAAGUAAACAAAAACAGAAUGCUGGACGACAGCAAAGACUUACUGCGGAGCAAAGACAAUGUACAUCCGAACAUGACAUGACAAUCAACAAUGUCCCCACAAAGAAGGAUUAAAAACAACUGAAAUAUUCUUGAUUGCUAAAACAAAGUAGAAGCGGGAAAUAUCGCUCAAAGGAAGACACGAAACUGCUACAGGAAAAUACCAACAAAACAGGAAAAGCCACCAAAAUAGGAGCGCAAGACAAGAACUAAAACACUACAGACAGGAAAACAGCAAUAAACUCCAAAUAAGUCAGGGCGUGAUGUGACAGGUGGUGACAGUACACCUACUUUGAGACAAGAGCUAUAUUUUUUUCCCCCGCACCGGACUAUAUGCCGCAGAUAUAUACUGCAUUUUUCGGGUAUAAAUCGCACCGGAGUAUAAGUCGCACCUGCUGAAAAUGCAUAGUAAAAAAGGAAAAAAACAUAUAUAAGUCGCCAGACUUAUAACUCGCUGGCCAAACUAUGAAAAAAACUGCGACUUAUAGUCCGAAAAAUACGGUACAUUGCAAAAUGAGUUAUUCACGCAGAAAGAGUCUGUACAUGUUUAUUUACAUACCUUAAUUGCUUCCAAAUGGUGUUUUGAACACUCAGACAUCACGAUGUAAGUAAGUACGUAUUGUUGUAGUUAUAUUGUAAAACGUUGCUUGGAGCGAUGAAUGACGAUCCAUAGGAGUAGAAACGCUAUGGACGGCUACAAGACUGAGCAGCACUUGUACUUUCGGUUUAAAAGCACUAAAUGGAAGGACAAUGUAGUGAGCAAACCCUUUCAAAAGAUGGCGCCGUGGCAAAAAACAAUAACACACCUAUUCGGUGUCUCUGCUUGGGUUUACUGAAAACUAUUGAAAACAAAACGUUUUGACCGUUAGUAAGGUGAAAAUCAUAUGUUAGCCGCACCGUUUUAUAAGCCGCGGCCGUAGCGGUUUAUAGUCCAAAAUUUUCAGUAGUAUUUUUAGCUGUAAGAUUUUUUUUUGCCGGCCACAAAUGGCACUCAAGACGCAUUUUGGACACCCCUGUACUAACUAGUGCACGAGAGGCACACGACGUAUUGCCAGCAUGGAAACUGUGACUUCACAUGUAUGUGUGAAAAUAGAAAAAAACUGAAUUGUUUGACAAAUCACACUAAUUUCGUUACAAUAUCCCCUCGCUCAUCCGCCCCGUGCCUUUCAUACAGAACCCCCACACGAGCGGAACAUUGCCGCACCCGUGUUUGUGUGUGUGUGCUUUUUUUAAACACGCCACAUCAGACAAUUAGAGGACGUCGGUACGAUCCGGUGUGACACGUUUAACCCUUUCACACGCGGGCCGCGUCACGGCGAUUGUGUUCCCCCCCGCGCCCGUGUCACUGCAGUUUUUUGGCAGAGAAAUUGGCAGCUUUGUGCGAAAUGGGCUUUGAAGGGGAUAUCGAUGGUACCUUCCAGAGUUUGCACAUUUGAAUGUUCUUUUAUUCGUCGUUUUAAACUCGCCAUGUCAUUAAGUAGGACUUAUUCGCCGUCGCAGACCAGGGCGGGGAGGACGAGGACGAGGACGGAGUGACCCAGUCUCCAAAAAAAAGAGAGGAGUGUUGGGGGAGGGGUGGUGUUUAUGCAUAUAUAUAAUGCAUAUGUAAUGAAUGCGUAUUAAGACUGGCUGCUUAUGUGGAGGCUUUGUGUGCUCUGGUGUGUGUGCAAGCGUGCAUAUUAAUGUGUGCUUCUUUUUCCUGUUUCCUCACAUCUCCUAUUAUGUCUCGUGUGUGUGUGUGUGUGUGUGUGUGUGUGUGUACAUGCCAGCCACAAUGCGUCUCAAUCUAUGUGCUGCGUACGUGCGUGUCUGCCUGCAUCAUGUACUGAUUGCGCAUGCUUGUCACUGCGUGUGUGUGUGCGUGUGUGUGUGUGUGUGUGUGUGUGUGUGUGUGUGUGUGUGAGAGAGAGAGAGAGAUCUGCUUUGGAUAGCAUCACACCUUUUCCUGACACACCCACACAAACACACACACACGUGUGUGUAAAAAGUAUGUUUAUUUCAUGCAAAUACUAGUAUAAGUUCAGGUGUUCAGGAGUGCUCUAAUUAAUUGAUUAAGGAUGGUUAAUUAAUUACAUUUUCCGGACUAUUGAACGCGCCAGUAUAUAAGCUACGCCCAGUAAAUAUUAGGGAAACAUUUUUAGAAAAAUGUCCAUAUAUUAGCCGCUGAUGCAUCCAUCCAUCCAUCCAUUUUCUUCCGCUUAUCCCAGGUUGGGUCGUGGGGGCAGCAGCCUAAGCAGGGAAGCCCAGACUUCCCUCUCCCCAGCCACUUCGUCCAGCUCCUCCCAAGGGAUCCCGAGGCGUUCCCAGGCCAGCCGGGAGACAUAGUCUUCCCAACGUGUCCUGGGUCUUCCCCGUGGCCUCCUGCCGGUCGGACGUGCCCGAAACACCUCCCUUCGGGUGGCAUCCUGACUAGAUGCCCGAACCACCUCAUGUGGCUCCUCUCCAUGUGGAGGAGCAGCGGCUUUACUCUGAGUUCCUCCCGGAUGACAGAGCUUCUCACCUGAUCUCUAAAGGGAGAGCCCCGCCACCCGGCGGAGGAAACUCAUUUCGGCCGCUUGUACCCGUGAUCUUGUCCUUUCGGUCAUAACCCAAAGCUCAUGACCAUAGGUGAGGAUGGGAACGUAGAUUGACCGGUAAAUUGAGAGCUUUGCCUUCCGGCUCAGCUCCUUCUUCACCACAACGGAUCGAUACAGCGUCCGCAUUACUGAAGACGCCGCACCGAUCUCACGAUCCACUCUUCCCACACUCGUGAACAAGACUCCAAGGUACUUGAACUCCUCCAUUUGGGGCAAGAUCUCCCCCCCAACUUGGAGAUGGCACUCCACCCUUUUCCAGGCGAGAACCACGGACUUGGACUUGGAGGUGCUGAUUCCCAUCCCAGUCGCUUCACACUCAGCUGCGAACCGAUCCAGUGAGAGCUGAAGAUCUUGGCCAGAUGAAGCCAUCAGGACCACAUCAUCUGCAAAAAGCAGAGACCUAAUCCUGCAGCCACCAAAACCGGAUCCCCUCAACGCCUUGACUGCGCCUAGAAAUUCUGUCCAUAAAAGUUCUGAACAGAAUCGGUGACAAAGGGCAGCCUUGGCGGAGUCCAACCCUCACUGGAAACCGCUGGUGCAUACGUUGUGAAAUGAGUUCUUUACAAAGAAGUGUUUUGUAAAUGUUGCUGAAUUGUUUCCAAACAGUGCCUUUAACGCGGCAGUAAAACGGCUGAUCAAACAAAACAGAAGUCAUCGUCAUGCAAGCAAGCUCUCCAUACAGCUAAACCAGGGGGGGGGGCCCAAACGUUUUGCCUCCAAGGGCCAAAGUGAAAAUGUGCCAAUGGUCCUCGGGCCAAACGGCGAUCUUUACCAUGCAACAGCACCCCGAGUGAGGAAUGCCUCCUACCGCCAUACAUGGAUAUAAGGUAGUAGACACCUUUUAACCUCAAACGUUCAAAAAUGUGAUUUUCGGGGGUUUGUUCCCUAACCAGCUCGUCCUAGAUAUUUCAUCCAAUGGCUUUCAAAGCUCACACAGAUGGAGGACGCUAAAUUCGGAAGCGUUUAGGUUUUCUUUAGAGUACAUGAGUGAAGGAUGGCGGUGUACACCCUGGACAAGUCGCCACCUCAUCCCAGGGCCAACACAGAUAGACAGACAACAUUCACACAGUAGGGCCAAUUUAGUGUUGCCAAUCAACCUAUCCCCAGGUGCAUGUCUUUGGAGGUGGGAGGAAGCCGGAGUACCCGGAGGGAACCCACGCAGUCACGGGGAGGACAUGCAAACUCCACACAGAAAGAUCCCGAGCCCAGGGAUCGAACCCAGGACCUUCGUAUUGUGAGGCAGACGCACUAACCCCUCCUCCACCGUGCUGCUCCAGUUUCCAUCUUAAAGAUCUAAAAAAAUUGACAGAUUGAAAAGCUUAAAGGGGAACAUUAUCACAAUUUCAGAAGGGUUAAAACCAUUAAAAAUCAGUUCCCAGUGGCUUAUUUUAUUUUUCGAAGUUUUUUUCAAAAUUUUACCCAUCACGCAAUAUCCCUAAAAAAAGCUUCAAAGUGCCUGAUUUUAACCAUCGUUAUAUACACCUGUCCAUUUUCCUGUGACGUCACAUAGUGAAGCCAACACAAACAAACAUGGCGGAAAGAACAGCAAGCUAUAGCGACAUUAGCUCGGAUUCAGACUCGGAUUUCAGCGGCUUAAGCGAUUCAACAGAUUACGCAUGUAUUGAAACGGAUGGUUGUAGUGUG
Nerophis lumbriciformis (worm pipefish) is the source of this 11749-nucleotide messenger RNA. RefSeq names its product nucleus accumbens associated 1, BEN and BTB (POZ) domain containing b (gene nacc1b). The record is from RefSeq and is a predicted model, not a curated record. Gene Ontology annotation, biological process: regulation of transcription by RNA polymerase II. Gene Ontology annotation, molecular function: DNA-binding transcription factor activity, RNA polymerase II-specific; protein binding; RNA polymerase II cis-regulatory region sequence-specific DNA binding. Lineage: Eukaryota; Metazoa; Chordata; Actinopteri; Syngnathiformes; Syngnathidae.